Molecule: messenger RNA, 2170 nt
Organism: Lycium ferocissimum
Lineage: Eukaryota; Viridiplantae; Streptophyta; Magnoliopsida; Solanales; Solanaceae
Product: G-type lectin S-receptor-like serine/threonine-protein kinase B120
Exons: 6
Coding region: 112-1941 (609 amino acids)
Biological process (GO): recognition of pollen; protein phosphorylation
Molecular function (GO): ATP binding; protein kinase activity
Source: RefSeq, a predicted model, not a curated record
GAUUAGUUGGGGAACUUUGGAUGUUUAUUGGUCUGGUCGGAAUGUUCAAAGACUGGCCAUUUUUCCUUCUUCGUCUCUGAGAUAAUCAGAUAACCACACUGAUAUCAAUUUAUGGACUUGUCAAUACUCUCUCAAAACAGGUAUUUGGGAAUGAAGAUAUUGUUGGUUGAUUUACUUCUCUUGCUUUCUUGUUUCCAUUUAGUUAGCUGCAAUAAUACUCGUUCAGACACCUUGUUGCCUGGCCAAUCCCUUUCCUUUUCUACAGGAGAUACUUUAGUAUCCAAACUAGGGAAGUUUGAAUUGGGUUUCUUCAGUCCUGGUGCUUCUGAUAAGCUCUUUAUCGGUAUAUGGUAUUCAAACAUAAAGGACAAAGCCGUGGUCUGGAUAGCAAAUAGGGACAACCCCAUUCGCCCUCCGUUCAAUAAUUCUCAUCUAGAGCUGUCCAAUGGAAAUCUACAACUCUUUGAUGCACUUAAACGAAGAGUUUGGGACAUUAAUUUAUCCACAGCUUCAGCAGAUAUCAAUAGGGCAGUACUUUUUGAUACUGGAAAUCUCGUUUUGACAAACGGCAUUGAAAAACAGUGGCAGAGCUUUGAUUAUCCUACAGAUACGUGGCUUCCGGGUGCAACGAUUGGAUAUGAUAAGACUAAAAACACAGUCCAGAAACUUACUUCUUGGAGGAAUCUGAAUGAUACGGCUACAGGAAACUACUCUUUGCAAUUAGACCCGAAUCAAGAUGGUGACUUAGUCAUACGACAUAACCUCCGGGAAAGAUGGCGGUCUGUGCGUUUGAAGGAAGGAGGGUCUACUUACAACUUCAGUUAUAAUCCAACUGAGCAUGGGAUUAUGAGAAAGAUAAAGUUCAGGGAAAUGUUACUUUCUGAGUCAGCAACUAACUUGUCAAAACCUGGAACUUCCAGUGGAAAGGGAAAAGAAACGAGAAGUGACAUCGAGCUGAAGUUCUUUGAAUUAUAUGACUUGAAAGCUGCGACAGACAAUUUUUCCACUGGCAAUAAACUAGGAGAAGGUGGUUUUGGGCCUGUUUUUAAGGGUCAAUUGCCAGAUGGGAAGCAUAUAGCUGUGAAAAGGCUAUCAACUCAAUCACAGCAAGGUAUUGGUGAAUUCAAAACUGAGGCCCUUCUCAUUGCUAAACUUCAACACAGAAAUCUUGUUAGGUUCCUUGGAUGCUGCGUAGAAGACGAGGAGAAAAUGUUAAUCUAUGAAUAUAUGCCAAACAAAAGUCUAGACUAUUUUAUAUUCGACGAGAGCAGGAAGUCGUUGCUUGACUGGAAAAAGCGGCAUGAAAUCAUUAUUGGAAUAGCUAGAGGGAUACUCUAUCUUCAUCAAGACUCAAGAUUAAGAAUAAUACAUCGUGAUCUGAAAGCCAGCAACAUUCUUUUAGAUGAAGAUAUGAACCCCAAGAUAUCUGAUUUUGGUACUGCUAGAAUAUUUAGUGGAAACCAAAGUGAAGCUAAGACUCUUCGAGUUGUCGGAACAUAUGCCUAUAUGUCACCUGAAUAUGCUCUAGCAGGUCUCUUCUCAGUAAAAUCUGAUGUCUUUAGCUUUGGAGUCAUGUUAUUGGAGGUCAUUAGUGGAAAAAAGAACAGAGCCUCUUAUAAUAGUGAUUCCCCUCCAAAUUUGAUACGACACGCCAGGGAGCUGUGGACUGAUGGCAAGGCCUUUGAGCUGAUAGAUCCAUCAAUAGUUGAUUCUUGUCCCACUGAGGAAGCACUACGCUUUAUUCAAGUAGGACUAUUGUGUUUGCAAGUCAGUGCGGCGGAGAGACCAACCAUGUCGUCGAUUCUGUUCAUGCUAAGUAAUGAAGCAACAAUUCCCUCCCCGAAGCAAUCAUUGAUUACCCCUAACUCAGACUCGGGUACCACAGAAACAACAGCAUCUUCAAUCAACGAGGUGACAAUUACAGCACCUGAUGUUCGUUAAUUGUCUCAUGAGUUUAUGUAUUUCUGUUAUCCGGUGAUCAAAUAUAUCUAGUUGUCACUACUUCCUAAAGUAUAGGUCGAUAUUCUAUGAUUGAAUGCAUUAAAUUAUAAUAGAAUUCAGUAGGCUAGUUGAUCUUACUUUGACAACUACUCAUCACAGAAAGAUUGAGACAACAGUGUUCUUAUCUCAUGAUCAUAAUAUUAUUCUUAAUUAUACGUAUUUGAUAGUA